This is a messenger RNA of Vicia villosa (hairy vetch), 741 nucleotides long. RefSeq lists its product as uncharacterized. NCBI's taxonomy places the organism in Eukaryota, Viridiplantae, Streptophyta, Magnoliopsida, Fabales, Fabaceae. The record is from RefSeq and is a predicted model, not a curated record. Gene Ontology annotation, molecular function: zinc ion binding; single-stranded RNA binding; translation regulator activity. The transcript has 2 exons. Bases 1 to 741 code for a protein of 246 amino acids. Gene Ontology annotation, biological process: positive regulation of cytoplasmic translation. Gene Ontology annotation, cellular component: cytoplasm.
AUGGACUGCAUUCCAGCGCAGAAGGUGCAUUAUGGUACUCACAUGCUGGAGAUCGAAGCUGAUGUUUGGUGGCUAGAGACUCAUAGUUACAGAAUUUAUGAAGAGGACAAUAACGCUCAUUAUAAGAUCCUCAAUGAGAAGCAGGGUAAGCACCAACAUAACUGUGGAAAAUCUUAUGAUGCUCCAGUUGGUAAGGGUAAACAGAAGGUUGCUAAUGGUCAGAGAACUAGUGCUGGAGACACUCCUACUGGAGUUGUGUGUUUCAAAUUUGGAAAACCUGGUCAUAAGAGUAAUGCAUGUACUACAAAGGUAAAUAGGUGUUUCUGUUGUGGCGAAGUCGGGCACAUAAUAACUGAUUGUAAGUGUAAGGAGGUGGUUUGCUUCAACUGUGGUGAAGAAGGGCAUAUUAGUAGUCAGUGUCAGAAGCCGAAGAAGGCACAAUCUGUUGGGAUAGUGUUUGCAAGGACGCAGACAGCUACUAAGGAUAGAAUGAUCAAAGAUACAUGUAUCAUUAAUAUUGCUCAUUUAAUUACUAUUAUUGAUACUGGUGCUACUCAUUGUUUUAUUGUUGCUGAUUGUGUGGAUAAGUUGGGUCUUGUGUUGUCUUCUAUGAAUGGAGAGAUGGUCGUCGAUACUCCAGCUAAGGGAUCAGUGACUACUUCUCUAGUGUGUUUGAAGUCUCCCUUGUCGAUCUUCGACAUAGACUUUGCUGUUGAUUUGGUUUGUUUGCCGUUAAGUUAG